Molecule: messenger RNA, 2962 nt
Organism: Ceratotherium simum simum (southern white rhinoceros)
Lineage: Eukaryota; Metazoa; Chordata; Mammalia; Perissodactyla; Rhinocerotidae
Gene: ARHGEF7
Product: Rho guanine nucleotide exchange factor 7
Biological process (GO): intracellular signal transduction; lamellipodium assembly
Cellular component (GO): cytoplasm; lamellipodium
Molecular function (GO): protein binding; guanyl-nucleotide exchange factor activity
Source: RefSeq, a predicted model, not a curated record
GAGCAGGAGGAGGGGGCGGGGGGCGCAGCGGGCCUGGCCGCGGCCGCUCCGAGGUGAACGGCGCCGAGACGGGCUCGCGGCGCGGGGAGGCCGGGCGCGCCGCCGCUAUGAAUUCCGCCGAGCAGACCGUUACGUGGCUCAUUACCUUGGGGGUGCUGGAGUCGCCCAAGAAAACCAUCUCGGACCCGGAGGGCUUCCUGCAGGCGUCUCUGAAGGAUGGGGUGGUCCUCUGCAGGCUGCUGGAGCGCCUGCUGCCCGGGACCAUCGAGAAAGUCUACCCGGAGCCCCGGAGCGAGGGCGAGUGCCUGAGCAACAUCCGCGAGUUCCUGCGAGGCUGCGGGGCCUCCCUGCGCCUGGAGACGUUUGAUGCAAAUGACUUGUAUCAGGGGCAGAAUUUUAACAAGGUCCUGAGUUCCUUAGUGACUCUAAAUAAAGUAACAGCAGACAUUGGACUGGGAAGUGACUCUGUGUGUGCCCGGCCCUCAUCUCAUCGGAUAAAGUCUUUUGACUCCCUGGGAUCCCAGCCUUCUCACAGUCGAACUUCAAAAUUGUUCCAGGGCCAGUAUCGAAGUUUGGACAUGACCGAUAAUAGCAACAAUCAACUGGUAGUAAGAGCAAAGUUUAACUUCCAGCAGACGAAUGAAGAUGAGCUUUCCUUUUCGAAAGGAGAUGUCAUCCAUGUCACUCGAGUGGAGGAAGGGGGUUGGUGGGAGGGCACGCACAACGGCAGGACCGGCUGGUUCCCCAGCAACUACGUGCGAGAGAUCAAGCCCAGUGAAAAGCCCGUGUCGCCCAAAUCCGGUGCAUUGAAGAGCCCUCCCAAAGGAUUUGAUACGACUGCCAUUAACAAAAGCUAUUAUAAUGUGGUGCUACAGAAUAUUUUGGAAACAGAAAAUGAAUAUUCUAAAGAACUUCAGACUGUGCUUUCAACCUAUCUACGGCCGUUACAGACCAGUGAGAAGUUAAGUUCAGCAAACAUUUCACAUUUAAUGGGAAAUCUAGAAGAAAUAUGUUCUUUCCAGCAAAUGCUUGUACAGUCUUUAGAAGAAUGCACCAAGUUGCCUGAAGCUCAGCAGAGAGUUGGAGGCUGCUUUUUAAAUCUGAUGCCACAAAUGAAAACCUUAUACCUUGCGUAUUGUGCCAAUCACCCAUCUGCAGUGAACGUUCUCACGGAGCACAGUGAGGAGUUGGGAGAGUUCAUGGAGAUGAAAGGUGCCAACAGCCCGGGGAUUCUUGUGUUGACCACCGGCCUCAGCAAACCAUUCAUGCGCCUGGAUAAAUACCCCACGCUGCUCAAGGAGCUCGAGAGACACAUGGAGGAUUAUCAUCCAGAUAGACAAGAUAUUCAGAAAUCCAUGACUGCCUUCAAAAACCUUUCAGCCCAGUGUCAAGAAGUGCGGAAAAGGAAAGAGCUCGAGUUGCAGAUCCUGACGGAGGCCAUCCGGAGCUGGGAGGGGGAUGACAUUAAGACCCUGGGCAACGUGGUUUACAUGUCCCAGGUCAUGAUUCAGUGUGCCGGGAGUGAGGAAAAGAAUGAAAGAUACCUUCUGCUCUUCCCAAAUAUUUUGCUAAUGUUGUCUGCCAGUCCUAGGAUGAGUGGUUUUAUCUAUCAGGGAAAGCUACCAACGACAGGAAUGACAAUCACAAAGCUUGAGGACAGUGAAAAUCAUAGAAAUGCAUUUGAAAUAUCAGGGAGCAUGAUUGAGCGGAUAUUAGUGUCAUGCAACAACCAGCAGGAUCUUCAUGAAUGGGUGGACCAUCUACAGAAGCAAACGAAAGUCACGUCUGUCGGCAACCCCACCACCAUUAAGCCUCAUUCUGUGCCAUCUCAUACUCUCCCCUCCCAUCCGAUCACCCCAUCCAGCAAGCACGCGGACAGCAAGCCGGUGCCGCUGGCACCCGCCUACCACACGCUGCCCCACCCCUCCCAUCACGGCACUCCACACACCACCAUCAACUGGGGGCCCCUGGAGCCUCCGAAGACCCCCAAGCCGUGGAGCCUGAGCUGCUUGCGACCCGCACCUCCCCUGCGGCCCUCAGCUGCCCUCUGCUACAAGGAGGAUCUCAGUAAGAGUCCCAAGACCAUGAAAAAGCUGCUCCCUAAGCGCAAACCUGAACGGAAGCCUUCGGACGAAGAGUUUGCGCUGAGGAAAAGCACAGCUGCCUUGGAAGAAGACGCGCAGAUUCUGAAAGUCAUCGAAGCUUAUUGCACAAGCGCCAAAACACGGCAAACACUCAAUUCAAGUUCACGCAAAGAGUCUGCUCCACAAGUUUUGCUUCCAGAAGAAGAGAAGAUUAUAGUCGAAGAAACUAAAAGUAACGGUCAGACGGUGAUAGAAGAAAGGAGUCUUGUUGAUACUGUCUAUGCAUUAAAGGAUGAAGUCCAAGAAUUAAGACAGGAUAACAAAAAGAUGAAGAAGUCUCUGGAGGAAGAACAGAGAGCCCGCAAAGACCUGGAGAAGCUGGUUAGGAAAGUCCUCAAGAACAUGAAUGAUCCUGCUUGGGAUGAGACCAACCUGUAAGGAAAGUCCUUGGUUCUUUUCCGAAGACCAGUUACAAGACCAAGCCAGGAGCCCCAUGACCCCAGCUGGUGUGACACUCAGGACCGCAGGGCAGGGCUGGACGAAAGUCAUUUUCUUUCUGUGCAUAGAAAAGCUGGAGUUUAUCACACAAAUACAAAUGGCCACACUGUCCUGAAGAAUCCAGACAUGAGGUGUAGACACUGGGGAUUGAACUGCAUGAAUCUGACUCUGUAACAUCACAAUUACCUCAUUUUGCAAUAAGUGUAGUGACUGACUACAAGUCCUGGUCCUUCAGGCUUUAUUGAAUAUAUAUAAAUGUCAUACAGACACCUUUCUUGUAAAUGCUCCAUUUUGAAUGCACAUCCAUGACUGUUGUGUCUGGGCUGACGCCCAUGUGAGAAUUCCCUUCCCACUAACCCUCCUGGUCCGUGAGCGGGAGC